AUGUCUGUAUAUGUGAAAUGCGGUGAAAAACACAGAACAGAAGACUGUCAAAAGCCUAAAAAUUCAAAAGCCAAAUGUGCGAAUUGUGAUGAAUCGCAUACUACAAACUGGAAGGGUUGUUCUGCCUACCAAAAGGCAGAAGAAAGACCACAUCCUAAAAAGGUAUUUGCAGUACAGUGUAUUCAACAGAAACCAGCAAAAACUGUUACUGCAUCUACCUCAUAUGCACAGAUGACUGGUUUUGCCUUAAAUAACGCAACACCCAAAACGUCGAAGUAG
Molecule: messenger RNA, 279 nt
Organism: Cinara cedri
Lineage: Eukaryota; Metazoa; Arthropoda; Insecta; Hemiptera; Aphididae
Source: the annotation of a GenBank genome assembly